UGUUAAGAAAUAUAAUUCAAAUCGAAGCAUCUCGAAGCUAAAGAGGGAGAGGGAGAGGGAGAGAGAGAGAGAGAUUUGGGGAGAGGAGAGCUCAAAUGGAUCGAUCGUCGCGAAAUCGUGGUUUCGUGAUCGUACUAGGGCUGCUUCUUACAGGAUGCUUAUUUGCAUUCUCAAUUGCAAAAGAGGAAGCUACCAAGUUGGGAACCGUCAUCGGUAUUGAUUUGGGCACGACCUACUCUUGUGUCGGUGUUUACAAAAAUGGUCAUGUAGAGAUCAUCGCUAAUGACCAAGGUAAUCGGAUCACCCCAUCUUGGGUGGCUUUCACCGACACCGAGAGGUUAAUCGGUGAGGCCGCAAAGAACCAGGCGGCUUUGAAUGCGGAGAGGACUAUUUUUGAUGUCAAAAGGCUUAUUGGGCGAAAGUUUGAUGAUAAGGAGGUACAGAAGGAUAUCAAACUUGUUCCAUAUAAGAUUGUGAACAAGGACGGUAAGCCAUACAUUCAAGUUAAAAUUAAAGAUGGGGAGACCAAGGUUUUCAGUCCUGAAGAAAUUAGCGCGAUGAUUCUAACAAAGAUGAAGGAGACCGCCGAAGCAUUCCUUGGAAAGAAAAUCAAGGAUGCGGUCAUCACUGUACCUGCAUAUUUCAAUGAUGCUCAGAGACAGGCAACUAAGGAUGCCGGAAUAAUCGCUGGUCUUAAUGUAGCUCGGAUUAUCAACGAGCCUACAGCUGCUGCAAUUGCAUAUGGUUUAGAUAAGAAAGGAGGGGAGAAGAACAUUCUCGUAUUCGACCUUGGUGGCGGUACAUUUGAUGUUAGCAUCUUGACAAUCGACAAUGGAGUUUUUGAGGUCCUCGCAACAAAUGGUGAUACUCAUUUGGGAGGUGAGGACUUUGACCACAGAAUCAUGGAAUACUUCAUCAAACUGAUCAAGAAGAAGCACGGAAAGGACAUCAGUAAGGACAACAGGGCUCUCGGCAAACUGAGAAGAGAAUGUGAGCGUGCGAAGAGAGCUCUAAGCAAUCAACACCAAGUCCGGGUAGAGAUCGAGUCCCUAUAUGAGGGUCUGGACUUCUCCGAGCCGCUGACCCGUGCCCGGUUCGAGGAGUUGAAUAAUGACCUGUUCAGGAAGACAAUGGGGCCAGUGAAGAAGGCCUUGGAAGACGCUGGAUUGGAGAAAAACCAAAUUGAUGAGAUCGUUCUCGUCGGAGGCAGUACUAGGAUUCCAAAGGUUCAGCAGCUUCUCAAGGACUUCUUUGAUGGGAAGGAGCCGAAUAAGGGAGUGAACCCGGAUGAGGCGGUUGCUUAUGGUGCAGCUGUUCAGGGAGGCAUCCUCAGUGGCGAGGGUGGCGAAGAAACUAAAGAUAUUCUCUUGCUGGAUGUUGCUCCUCUUACCCUUGGGAUCGAGACCGUCGGUGGAGUGAUGACCAAACUGAUUCCCAGGAACACUGUGAUCCCAACAAAGAAGUCGCAAGUUUUCACCACCUAUCAGGAUCAGCAGACUACCGUCUCCAUUCAGGUUUACGAGGGUGAACGAAGUCUCACAAAGGACAAUAGAUUGCUGGGAAAAUUCGAUCUUACCGGAAUUCCUCCAGCUCCUAGGGGCACACCUCAGAUUGAAGUGACAUUCGAGGUCGACGCCAAUGGAAUCCUGAAUGUUAAAGCCGAAGACAAAGGCACUGGAAAAUCAGAAAAGAUCACGAUCACGAACGACAAGGGCCGGCUCAGCCAGGAGGAGAUUGAGCGGAUGGUGCGGGAGGCGGAGGAGUUUGCCGAGGAGGACAGGAAGGUGAAGGAGAAGAUCGACGCCCGCAACCAGCUAGAAACCUACGUCUACAACAUGAAGAACACCAUCAAUGACAAGGACAAGCUCGCCGACAAGCUCGAGAGUGAAGAGAAGGAGAAGGUGGAGGCCGCCCUUAAGGACGCGCUGGAGUGGUUGGACGACAACCAGAACGCGGAGAAAGAGGACUACGACGAGAAGCUUAAGGAGGUGGAGGCCGUGUGCAACCCCGUUGUUUCCGCGGUUUAUCAGCGGUCCGGUGGGGCGCCCGGAGGAGGCUCGGAUGAUGACGACUCGCAUGACGAGCUUUGAAGCGUCUUCUCUUUCGUUCUUUGUGGAUAAAAUAUUCGUUUGAGAUUGCGAACGGUUCAUUGAUGUAAAUUUUUGUGGUAGGUUGGGGAGGGUCGCUAGAGUAAGGGGAGCAUGAAUGGGUGCAUAGGGGGGUGAAAUGCGGAUGUUUUUAUUUCGGUUUUGUCUUUGUUUUUCUCUCUCCUUUUUACAUGGACUAGCUAAUCACAUAUUAUAGAUCUCUUUAGUUACAGCGCAGCAUUCUUCUAUUAAAACUCCUUGUUUUCUGAUUCA
Molecule: messenger RNA, 2360 nt
Organism: Ananas comosus (pineapple)
Lineage: Eukaryota; Viridiplantae; Streptophyta; Magnoliopsida; Poales; Bromeliaceae
Product: luminal-binding protein 5-like
Exons: 8
Coding region: 96-2090 (664 amino acids)
Biological process (GO): endoplasmic reticulum unfolded protein response; protein refolding; cellular response to unfolded protein
Cellular component (GO): endoplasmic reticulum chaperone complex; cytoplasm; nucleus
Molecular function (GO): ATP hydrolysis activity; misfolded protein binding; ATP binding
Source: RefSeq, a predicted model, not a curated record